UAAGAAGUAGAGAGUAAAUGAGAAUGAGAUAUACAAAGUAAAUUAAAUACGACCCUGCUGUUUUAAACCCUUUCCCUCCAUUUCUUAUUACAUCUCUCUGCACUUCAUCUUCUUCCUCGUUCUCCUUCUACUGAGUGACUAACGUUCUCCUUCGUUAACGGCAUCUUAAUCUGAAUUACAAUCUGAAACCAAUUAGUCAUUCAAAAUCUAAAAAUGACACCACCAACAAUGCCACAUCAGCUGCCAGAAGAUGAAGAUGACUUCGUCAACUUGCUGUUCUCGUGCCCAUUCAUUGUUGAAGAAACCUCGCAGCAGACCUCGGGUCACAACUAUAACUCUGCUGAAAUUUCUCUGCAUUCUGCAGUCAUCACUGAGCUACCAGCGACAGCUCUCACACCGUAUGUUUUGGAUUGUGAAGUCACUUGGCCAGUCUCAGUACCGGAGUCUACUGAACCUUGUGUUCUUGAAGUUGCGAUUUCGGUGCAAUACGAUUACAUAAGUCCAGAAGCCAACUUGUUUUCAGAACCUACAGAGAAGGCUACUGCGAGCACCUCACUACAAGAGUUGAGUUCUAAGGAAGCUCAUGCCUGUUCAACGGAUAACAAUACCUCAGCCACAAAGGAUAUGGAUGAUUUAGCUGAGUCUCCAAUACUAACUCAACUAGAGGACUCUGAUACUUAUAGCACGGACAUGUCAAUGACCUCGGAUAGUUAUGAUUCCUACACAGAAGAGAUCAAAAAUGAGCCAAACCAAAAAUUACUUGAUGAUAUCAGAAAGAUAAACAAUAAGCUGAACAAUAUUGUACUUGAAGUGGAUUCUGUCUCAUCUUCUGCUUUUGGGGCCAUGAAUAAGACUAUUGUAAGGUGUUCCUAUAAUCCGAUAGCUUUCUCCAAUGACAUCACGAAACAAUUUGCAUCCACAAUACCAGUAUGUCCUUUCCUCUUCUUCUUGAAGAUGUCUGAUGAAAUUGUCAUCAUAUUCAUACUCCUACUCACUAGAUUAUGGCCUUAUUUAUAUAUUGUGCAGCCAGGAGCUAUUUCGAUAGAGUUUCUUGUUCCCUCAGAUUAUCCCAAUUCUCCUCCUCAGAUCUUAGACAAGCAGCCAGCUGGAUAUAGCAAAGAGGUUAAAGAAAUGCUGAAGGAAGCAAAGUAUAGGUUUUACAGCUUUGCUGAAGGCCUGAAGAAACUAAAAGAGUUGGCCGGUGCUUGGGAUCACUGCGCUUGGUCAACUUUCUAUGAUUUUGCCCAUAAGCAAGCAGAGCAAGGACUAACAAUCAAAGAACAGAUCAGCACACUUGCAACUAAGGAGCAUUUUACGAUUGUUUGAUCAAUCAUGCGUGUAACAGCAGGAUGGUGGAUCAAUCACUCUCAGUUACUCGAUUAUUACAAGUUGGGUUGGAUACGAUCUAGAAUAAGCCUGUUACAAUCCUACAAACUCCCAAUUUAGUAACCAAAUACUCGUAAUUUGUUUUCCAGCCAAGCCUUUUUUACUUCUAAUAAUGGCUCUAUAUAUUGUGCUUCCAAUCAUCGAAUACAUUUGAAUUCUCUUAUUAGUAUUGCUACACAACUCUAUCACAUACAUUUCAAUUCUCUUAUUAAUAUUGCUACACAACACUGUCACAUACAUUUCAGAUCUCUUACUAAUAUUGCUACACAACUGACAACUCUACCAUAUACAUUUCAUACCUCUUAUUAAUAUUGCUACACAACUCAACCA
Messenger RNA from Chenopodium quinoa (quinoa), 1716 nucleotides. RefSeq lists its product as uncharacterized. NCBI's taxonomy places the organism in Eukaryota, Viridiplantae, Streptophyta, Magnoliopsida, Caryophyllales, Amaranthaceae. Bases 214 to 1326 code for a protein of 370 amino acids. The transcript is spliced from 5 exons. The record is from RefSeq and is a predicted model, not a curated record.